GGGGCAAACGCAUCCCCCUUCCCCCCUGGGUACGGGCCUGCCACCUGUCACUAAUUGUGUUCAUGUGCUAAUACAAUUACUCCGCCCUUUUAUAAAGUUGCGAAUAAAUCAAACGAAGACAACCCAUGGAGCCCAUUUCAAGUUUUCCAUCAUGCGAUGUUGAUGUUUUAAACUCUCUUGGCUUUGCUUCACGAAAAAUGCUCGCACCAUCAAAGUAUCAAGCAUUUUUAGCUGUUUUUCUAUCUAUAAAGACCGUUGCAAGGGCAACUGAAUGCAUCCCCAAAUCAUCAGAGGUUUUUUUCAUCGAAAAGCAAGGAUUGGUGUUUAGGAAACCCGGAACAGUUAUCUCUCAGGGGUUUUAUUCCACAGAGGAAAACUGUUUAAUUGCCUGCUUUUUGAAUACAGUUUGCAUGGCCUUGAAUAUCGCUUUACUGAAAGUCACCGAGGGAUUAAUGUGCGAGCUUUUGAACUAUGGAAGUUCAGACUUCAAUGAUUACCUCAAGCCAAACGGAACUUUUAGGACAGGCUUCGUUCAGAGCACCUGUUACCCGUCAAACCCAUGCGAGAUGAUGUGUUCGCCAAGCCCAUGUGAUCGUUCCGUUCCCGUGUGCCACUCGCCAGGCGUUGCGCUACCCAAAUGCGGUUGCGUCCUCUUCGACUUUGAAAACGGGACUCUCAAUGGAUGGACUCUGACAGGCACAGCAUUCAAUAACCAGCCGACGUACGGUGACAACCCCACGGCGCGCAGACGGGGGCAGCCAUCAAACCAUUUCGGCUAUUGGUGGAUCGGUACCUUUGAGAAUCGCCCGGGACCUUCUUACCUUCCCGGAAAAAUACAAGGAGAUAGACCUCAGGGAUCUCGCCUCUCUUUCAUGCUGGGCGGUGGUUGCAACCUCGUAAAAGAGCGCGUUGAGCUAAUUGUGGAUGGGCACGUGGUUAUGAAGACCCAGCCGAGCAAAUGCAGCGAGACAAUGAGCAAGCACUACUUGGAGGUGGCUCAGUACCGAGGCAAACAGGCACAGAUCCGCAUAGUAGACCACUCCUCAGGGGGGUGGGGACAUAUCAAUUUUGAUCAUCUCCGUGAUGAAGAUUUGUGCAAAGAAAGCAACUAUUCAUAGUUUUUCUAAUGAUUUCCUGCUGGCGGAAAACAAAACCUUAUUACACAAAUGAAGUAAAAAUCCGAUAUUUAGAAUUCGAUGUAAUUGUAAUUCGAUAUUUAUUCAACAAAUAACUUCUCAGAAUGCAUUUUCUGAUUGCACGAAUAAUAUUUGUCAGAGUUUAUCCUAGUUGUGGUAUUGUUAAUCUAGACGACUUUUUUAUGGCUUGUCCUCAUAAUCUCAUAAGCUGUAAUAAUAUCGGACAAAGCAAUCUUUUAUAGGUGUGAAAACAAUGUAAACGGUUUUAUGAUUGUACAUAAAUGGCAUCGUUUCAUAAACAGGGCCGUAGCAGGGGUGGGGCACUUUAAAGGAUUUAUAAGGAAAUGACCAGUAAGGGCGUGGCUGUAACCCCUAUAUUUUCUUAAUGUUUCUGUAUUGUGCCCCCCCCCCCCCCCAGUAUUUCGAGGCCUGCUACGGCACUGAUAAAAGCUAAACAAGCUGCACGUGAGGAAGGAUCAUAGGUAAACGUCUCCUCAGCCCAUGGACCCAAGUAAGGAUAUAUUAGAUUUAAAUCAUAAAAACUGCAAGAAUCAAUUACCAUAAUAACCAAAAAUAAAUACAUGUUCUUUGACGUA
Nematostella vectensis (starlet sea anemone) is the source of this 1732-nucleotide messenger RNA. RefSeq names its product putative glycosyl hydrolase ecdE. Bases 126 to 1118 code for a protein of 330 amino acids. The transcript has 4 exons. Lineage: Eukaryota; Metazoa; Cnidaria; Anthozoa; Actiniaria; Edwardsiidae. The record is from RefSeq and is a predicted model, not a curated record.